AUGGGAACAUUUAACCUAACAAGAUUUUCUUAAUUCAUCCUCUUGGGACUCUCCUCUCGGCCUGAAGACCAGAAACCAUUCUUUGCCCUCUUUUGUAUAAUAUACCUAGUCACUUUAAUGGGAAAUUUGCUCAUCAUCUUGGCCAUCCACUCUGAUCCUAAGCUCCAAAAUCCCAUGUAUUUCUUUCUAAGCAUCUUGUCUUUUGCUGAUAUUUGCUACAGGACAGUCAUAGUCCCCAAGAUGCUGAUGAACUUCUUAUCAGAGACUAAGACUAUUGCCUAUGCUGAAUGUCUGACACAGAUGUAUUUCUUCCUAGCCUUUGGAAACAUGGACAGUUAUCUACUGGCAGCUAUGACCAUUGACCGCUAUGUAGCUAUUUGUGAUCCCUUCCACUAUGUCACCUUUAUGAGCCACAGACACUGUGUGUUGCUAGUGUCCUUUUCCAUUGCUGUCUCCUGCCUCCACUCCCUCCUACAUGUCCUCCUAGUGAAUCGGCUCACCUUUUGUGCUUCAAAAGUUAUCCGUCACUUUUUUUGUGAUGUUUACCCAGUUCUGAAACUGUCUUGCUCUUCUACUUUCAUCAAUGAACUUGUGGCCAUGACAGAAGGGCUGGCCUCUGUGAUGGCUCCUUUUAUCUGUAUCAUCAUCUCUUAUCUACAGAUCCUCAUUGCAGUUCUCAAGAUCCCCUCAGCUGCUGGAAAACGCAAAACCUUCUCCACCUGCAGCUCUCAUCUCACUGUGGUCACUCUGUUUUAUGGAAGCAUUAGCUAUGUCUAUUUCCAGCCCUUGUCCAGCUAUACUGUUAAGGACCGGAUAGCAACAAUCAUCUACACAGUAUUGACAUCGAUGUUAAACCCAUUUAUCUACAGUGUAAGGAACAAAGACAUGAAACAGGGCUUAGACAAACUGAUAAACAGGAUUAAGUCUCAAAUAAGUAAGCUUUCUUCUACAGAAUCUAACAGAAUCCGUGGACCCUAA
This is a messenger RNA of Trichechus manatus latirostris (Florida manatee), 978 nucleotides long. RefSeq names its product olfactory receptor 1L3. Gene Ontology annotation, cellular component: plasma membrane. The record is from RefSeq and is a predicted model, not a curated record. Gene Ontology annotation, molecular function: olfactory receptor activity; G protein-coupled receptor activity. Lineage: Eukaryota; Metazoa; Chordata; Mammalia; Sirenia; Trichechidae. Gene Ontology annotation, biological process: G protein-coupled receptor signaling pathway. The transcript has a single exon.